Molecule: messenger RNA, 5460 nt
Organism: Oncorhynchus keta (chum salmon)
Lineage: Eukaryota; Metazoa; Chordata; Actinopteri; Salmoniformes; Salmonidae
Gene: tfe3a
Product: transcription factor binding to IGHM enhancer 3a
Exons: 11
Coding region: 662-2044 (460 amino acids)
Biological process (GO): regulation of transcription by RNA polymerase II
Cellular component (GO): nucleus
Molecular function (GO): DNA-binding transcription factor activity, RNA polymerase II-specific; protein dimerization activity; RNA polymerase II cis-regulatory region sequence-specific DNA binding
Source: RefSeq, a predicted model, not a curated record
UACAAGCGUCUUAUUUUUUUGUAACUCUUCGGAUGCCUCUCUCUCGGGGCUGUAGCCUACGCAGCUAAAACGAUUUAACAAGGUUUCUAGUGUAUGAUGGUCAUUCUUUGAUUUCGUUUAUAAUUAUCGUUUGAUCGCUGAGGCUUUAUUUUAUUUUUUUUUUCAACGGGAAAUAGUUUAAUGUUGAUGACGUUCCAUUUAUUUUCUCGGUUGAACCGGUGAGCGGGGCAGGAGCCUCCUCUUUUGAGCUGUCAACCUGGCUUCCUGUUCCUACAACAUUAUAAAACGAGGACAUUUAUUGUUUUUGACAAAGUAAUUGUUGUUCGUCAUAUUGAUUUCUGCGUAAACUGAAACGUUUUUUUUGGAUCGAAUACUGAGGAUAUCGGCCUUUUUUCCCACCAAGGACCGACAUGGAUUUCCAUCGCUCGGUUCCAGGCUUACACGGGAUAUCAGUUGUCUUUCUCCUAAAAGCUAAAGCUAUUCUUUGAUUUAUCUAUCGUGUGGAGCCCCUCCUACCUGAGUCGGGGAUAGAGGCGGACAUCGAGGUCAAGAGCAUCCUCUCUUCAGACUCUGAUACCUUCUACCAGCUGUAAACGAGCCCAUCACUCUGAGCCUGUCUUCACCCCCCUCUGAUACGGCGUGUCCUUCCACCAGCUCAGUGAUGACGUCUCGGGUGUUGAUGAGGCAGGAGCUGAUGCGCCAGCAGGCCAGGGACCAGGAGAGGAGAGAGGCCCAGCAGCAGGUCUCCUCGGCUCAGUUACACACCACCGACUCCUCCCCAGCCAUCUCCAUGGCCCCAGAGCAUACCGAAGCCCGACCACCCCCUGCCCAGGUUCCUGUGGAGGUCCUCAAGGUUCAGACCUACCUGGAGAACCCCACUAAGUACCACCUCCAGGCCUCCCAGAGACAGCAGGUUAAACACUACCUCUCCUCCACCGUGGGGAACAAACUGACCAAUCAGACGCUGGGCGCCUCCCCCUCACCUCACUCCGGAUCCGCCCCCGAGCUCCAGCCUGCAACCAGCAGCUCUCCUAGCAGCCCAUUGGCUGUGCUCAGCCUGAGCUCCAACAAAGAGGAGAUGGAAGAUGUGAUCGAUGGCAUCAUCAGUUUUGAAUCCGGUCUCAACGAUGAGUUCUUUCAGUUGAUCGACCCUGGACUACAGCUAGCCAACACGCUGCCGGUGUCAGUGAACAUGCUGGAUGUGUUCAGCAGUGGAGGGAUGGCUGCUCCUAACAUCACCGUCUCCAACUCCUGUCCUGCUGACCUGCACACCGUCAAGACUGAGUUAACCGGUACAGUGGUGGAGGCUAAAGCUAUGAUGAAGGAGCGACAGAAAAAGGACAAUCAUAACCAGAUUGAGAGACGGAGGAGGUUCAACAUCAACGAUCGCAUCAAGGAACUGGGAGCUCUCAUCCCCAAAUCUAGUGACCCAUCCCCCUGCUACGGAGACAGGGAGACGCGUUGGAACAAGGGCACCAUCCUGAAGGCGUCUGUGGACUACAUUAGGAGGCUGCAGAAGGAGCAGCAGAGAGCCAAGGAGGUGGAGACCAGACAGAGGAAACUGGAGCACAGCAACCGCAGCCUACUGCUACGUAUACAGGAGCUAGAGAUGCAGGCCUGCCUCCACGGCCUCUCCACCCCCGCCUCCUCCUCCCAGGGCUCCUCCUCCUCACACCUCAGCCUAUCACAAUCCCUGGACCCCAGCACGGGCGACGCCCUCUCCAAGACCCUCCUCUCCCUGAGUGGUGGCCCAGGCCUUCAGGCCACCUCCCCCUCCUUUCUGUCUCCACCCCCCUCGGCCUCACCGGUUGGCCUGAUGAACAUGGCUUCUCCUCUGGGCUUCUCUGAGCUGGACGACCCGUCUGCCGCAGCCUUCCACUCCUCCCUGCUACCGGACAUGGGUCUUGGGGACAUCUUGAUGGACCAUGGGGGGAUAGGGAUGUCCCCGGUGUGGGCCCGAGAGCCCCUGCUCUCCUCCAUCUCCCCAGGAGUCUCCAAGACCUCCAGCCGCAGGAGCAGCUUCAGCAUGGAGGAGGACUUGUGACUUGAGUUAAAGGACCCUACCCCUUACACUGCUAGGCAAGAGCAGCUUCAUGCAUGGAGGAAAGCCUGUGACUGGGCUGAGUCCAAAACCAACCCCUAGACCAGCAUUUCCCACACUCGAUCCCAAUAGGGUGCACGUUUUGGUUUGUGCCCUAACACUACACUGAUUCAAAUGAUCAAAGCGUUAUGGUUAAUUGAGUAUUUCAUUCCACUGUGUAGUGCCAGGGCAAAAACCAAAAUGUGCUUCCUUUAGGAUCCUGAGGACCGAGUUUGGGAGACCCUUCCCUAGACCCUGGCUCCUAAACCCUAGCUCCUAAACCCUACCCUAGCUCCUAGACCCUGGCUCCUAGACCCUGGCUCCUAGACCCUGGCUCCUAGACCCUGGCUCCUAGACCCUGGCUCCUAGACCCUAGCUCCUAGACCCUGGCUCCUAGACCCUGGCUCCUAGACCCUGGCUCCUAGACCCUGGCUCCUAGAACCUAGCUUCUAGACCCUGGCUCCUAGACCCUAGCUCGUAGACCCUAGCUUCUAGACCCUAGCUCCUAGACCCUAGCUCCUAGACCCUGGCUCCUAGACCCUAGCUCCUAGACCCUGGCUCCUAGACCCUAGCUCCAAGACCCUGGCUCCUAGUAAUUGUUUAAGACACAAGGUUAUUUGUAGAUCAGUCAGUCUGCAAUGUAGUUAAUCUGGACCACGACUUAAGGCCUAUUAGAGGACUGGGGUGGAGCCUCCACAUACUAUGGCCCCGUCCAUCAAUCACAGAGUUGUGGUCAAAGGUCUUAGUUUAGUCGAGGAUUUGCAAAAUUCCAGUCCCCAGGUUUUCCAGAAAUCCUGGCAGUAAGGUUCCAGAAAUCCUGGCAGUAAGGUUCCAGAAAUCCUGUCAGGAAGGUUCCAGAAAUCCUGGCAGUAAGGUUCCAGAAAUCCUGUCAGGAAGGUUCCAGAAAUCCUGGCAGGAAGGUUCCAGAAAUCCUGUCAGGAAGGUUCCAGAAAUCCUGGCAGGAAGGUUCCAGAAAUCCUUGCAGGAAGGUUCUAGAAAUCCUGGCAGUAAGUUUCUAGAAAUCCUGGCAGUAAGGUUCCAGAAAUCCUGGCAGUAAGGUUCCAGAAAUCCUGGCAGUAAGGUUCCAGAAAUCCUGUCAGAAUCGCAGAUGAAACACGUUAAAAUAGACAUGAACCUAUUUUUACGUCUGUUAUUUUCAGGAGUUGUCCAUCCCUGGAUCUUUAUCACAGAACAGGAAACCGGAGUUGGGGAAUAUUGUUUCAAUGAAACAGCAGAUGCUGUGUUCAGAAAGCCACAAAUAUUCAAUUAAAAACAAAUAUUCAAUUAAAAACAAAUAUUCAAUUAAAAACAAAUAUUCAUUAAAAACAAAUAUUCAAUUAAAAACAAAUAUUCAAUUAAAAACAAAUAUUCAAUUAAAAACCAUUAUUUGUAUGUAUGUAUGAUGAGACCUCAGCUUUUGUGAAACUCUGCAAAACAAAAAGGGAUGGCAUUAUUCUGUGUUGAAACAGCAAGAUUAACUGUCUGUGUAUCCCGAAUAGCAACCUAUUCCCUACAUCUGGAUACUACUGGAGUGCAGUAUAUAGGAAAUACGGUGCCAUUUGGGAUACAUGAUAGUGCAGCACUUUUCAUUGGUAGACAUGUUGUAUAGAUAGAUGAGUGUUGUGCAGUAGUAUGCUUCUAAAGAGUCCCACAGGAAAACCAGUCUGAGCAGCCAGCCAUGUAGUAGACUAAACAGUUACUGUGUUUGUAGACCCAAUGUUCUGUUGUCUUCAACAACAAGACAGUUAAGAGUAGACUAACCCUGAACUUCAUCACUUCCUGUUCCUGGCCUGGCUGGGGUCAAUUCAGUUUAUCAGGGGUUGAGAAAAAAACCCCGAACAGAAUGAAAUGAGAAUGUUUUUUAUUUUCUAUUAAUGAAUUCUAUUUUCUCUUCUAAGAUUUUACAGAUUGAAAAUGGAAUUGACCCCUAACCCUACUGUCAGUCACUAAACUGCAGUAGUUUAGCUGUUAUAAGCACUUCUAAAGGUGUUAUGAGUGCUUAUACGCCCCAUGUAUCAGUUUUAGAAAACCUACUCAUUCUCAUUCAUUCUUAUUAUUUGUUUUUAAACCAUUUUCUACAUUUUACAAUAAUAGUGAAGACAUCAAAACUAUGAAAUAACACAUAUGGAAUCAUGUAGUAACAAAAACGUGUUAAACAAAUCAAAAAUAUAUUUUUAUAUUUGAGAUUCUUCAAAGUAGCCACUGGUUUGCCUUGAUGACAGUGUUGCUGUGUCCAAACCUUUUUGACUGGUACUGUAAACGGUGUACACAAGGGACUCGACAAUAAUGGAAUAAGAACCAGGUCUGUUGUGUUGUUUUAAAGGCUGACAUUCUAUAGCCUGGUUCCAGGUCUGUUGUGUUGUUUUAAAGGCUGACAUUCUAUAGCCUGGUUCCAGGUCUGUUGUGUUGUUUUGAAGGCUGACAUUCUAUAGCCUGGUUCCAGGUCUGUUGUGUUGUUUUAAAGGCUGACAUUCUAUAGCCUGGUUCCAGGUCUGUUGUGUUGUUUUAAAGGCUGACAUUCUAUAGCCUGGUUCCAGGUCUGUUGUGUUGUUUUAAAGGCUGACAUUCUAUAGCCUGGUUCCAGGUCUGUUGUGUUGUUUUAAAGGCUGACAUUCUAUAGCCUGGUUCCAGGUCUGUUGUGUUGUUUUAAAGGCUGACAUUCUAUAGCCUGGUUCCAGGUCUGUUGUGUUGUUUUAAAGGCUGACAUUCUAUAGCCUGGUUCCAGGUAUGUUGUGUUGUUUUAAAGGCUGACCAUCUAUAGCCUGGUUCCAGGUCUGUUGUGUUGUUUUAAAGGCUGACAUUCUAUAGCCUGGUUCCAGGUCUGUUUAUACUGUGUAAAGUAGCAAAACAGCACAAACCAAUCUGGGACCAGGCUAGAUGUUUUAAAUUUGAUGUAAGGUAUUUGGUAUUGGUAUUUAUUAGCCGUUGUCGAAAGCAGCAACCAGUUUUCAUGGGAUCCAGAGCUCUUUUAUUUCCAGGGAUGAGGUGAUAGGAUCAUUCAAACUGCUAAAAUGAUGCACCUCACAAUAACAAAGGGUUUCUUUCAGCUGCCAUUCAUAUUAUAACAGAUGCUUAAUAACACUGGUUUCAGGUUGCAAUCCAGGCUAAUAGCUUGUAUAAUAUAUAAUAAUAUGCCACGUUUCUUUGUCACCUGUGUGUAUGUAUAUUUUACGUAUGGGUGGUCCUAGACAUUGAACCUACUACCCUGGCAUUACAAGAGCCAUGCUCAACCAACCUGAGCUGCAAAUAACCACAGGUUUGAACACUGGUCUGUAUAUGGCCACAUUGACGACUUCUACAUAACAUGAUGUCUGCUUUGAUUUUGUAAAGGAAACAAGUUGUUUUACAAAUUGAAGAUUACAAUUUUUAUUCGCCUGUAA